Messenger RNA from Trypanosoma rangeli, 1221 nucleotides. Its product is annotated as putative protein kinase, putative,cyclin-dependent protein kinase. The record is from RefSeq and is a predicted model, not a curated record. Gene Ontology annotation, biological process: protein phosphorylation. Bases 1 to 1221 code for a protein of 406 amino acids. Lineage: Eukaryota; Euglenozoa; Kinetoplastea; Trypanosomatida; Trypanosomatidae. The transcript has a single exon. Gene Ontology annotation, molecular function: cyclin-dependent protein serine/threonine kinase activity; ATP binding. Gene Ontology annotation, cellular component: nucleus.
AUGAAGAGGGACCGCAAUGACGAUGUGGUGCGAACGCCAACCGACAACUGGGACUUUUCCCCACACCACGCAUUAGAGGAAGAGGCGAAGGCGUUUGAGAAAGCUGCGGUGCAACGCUACAUCCUUGGGCUUCUGCAUUUGAAGGGUGAGGAUCCGAAGGCAAAGCCGGCCAAUGUCGCCGCGUCCAUUCUGCAUUCCCUCAAUGAACGGUUUAAGCGGCUUGUUAAAAUAGGACAAGGAAGCUUUGGAGAGGUCUACAUUGUCUUUGACACCGUGACGCAGCUCCACCUCACAAUGAAACGCGUGCAACUCUUGCGCGGUGCAGGUAGACGUGUAAUGGGCCUGUGUAAUACAACCUCCAGGGAAAUGAAUCUGUUGCGUAUCCUUAAGCAUAAAAAUAUCGUUGAUUUAUUUGACUACCAUGUUGUCCCGGAUGGAACUCUCAUUAUGCUGAUGCCUGUUGUGGCGUAUGAUCUGGUCUCUCUGAUUCGGCUUUGGCGAAACGGCGGCCCCCGUGGGGAGCCAAGCGCUGGUCGUAUGCCACUCCCCACCAUUAAGUGUAUCUUUUAUCAGCUUCUUACCGGAGUAGCCUACCUACAUAAGGAGCGGGUAAUUCACCGCGAUGUGAAACCGAGCAAUGUCAUGAUUGAUGAAAAGGGUGUUGUGAAAAUUAUUGACUUUGGCUGGGCCCGCUUCUGUCCUCCGCGGUGGCGUGGGCCAAUGACAGGGCCGCCGUGCCCUGUAGCGUAUCGCCCACCGGAGAUUCUUCUCGGCGGGAGGCACGCAGUGAACUAUGACGCCUCCGUCGAUCUGUGGUGCUGCGGAUGCAUUCUCUUCGAGAUGCUGUCCGGUGGAAAGAUGUUUAUCACCGCCCGCAGCGAGGUGGAGGCGGUGACGGCCAUCACGGACUGGCUUGGUUCCCCGUCGUCAAAGAGCGCGCUGUAUUACGGGUGCUCGGGUAAGUCUCUCAUCCGCUUCAAAGAGAACCAGCCAAGCCAUCUGGCCCACCGGUGCGAACUGCUAAACAUUGACCGGGAUAGUGUGGACAUGCUGGAUGCAAUGCUUCAGCUGGAGCCAAGGCGACGCCGGCCCGCCGAGGAGCUGCUGCAGCACCGCUGGUUUUCCGCCGUACCCGUGGCGUGCGAGCCGCAUGAAAUAUCGCUGCCAGAGCAUAACAUUUAUCGUUGGUUGGAGUCGCGGCGUUCCUCGCAACGGCGUUGA